UAAAAAAAAAAUAAUUGAAAGUCGUAAAGUAAACUUUAAGUUUUUAUAAACCACGAUGCUUCUUUAAUAGGUAGCUCCUUUUGUUCUUACAACGUAGAAAAAGAAACGUAUCGCUUUAAUAGAGAUAAUUAAAAAUAUUCAAAUUGCUUUCUGGUAUUUGGGUUCAUUAUAAAUAUAAAUAAUAUUAUGUAGGAUUACGUAAAUAUUACAUUUUGAGUUAAAUUUUCAAAACUACAUCGGAGUAUGUUUGAUGUUUAUAUCGUAAAAAAAAUUGGACGCAUCAAAUAUUAUUACUUUACAAAUACAAUAGAUAAUAUUUUCAUUAGUUUAUAUACUAAAAAAAAGUGGAAAGAAAAGAAAGAUUAGAAUUGUAGACAUGCAUGUAGAAUGUAUAUAAUACAAAAUUCAUACAAUAAACUAUUUCUUUUCAAAUAUAUAAUUUUAUCCUAAUUUUUUACGAUAACACACUCAAUAACAGAACUAUAUAAAAAACGUUACUUAAAUAAUAAAAUAUUGAUACAUUAUGUCGGUAUAAAUUAUACUCAUUAAUGAAUGUUAAUUUACUUAUUACGUAUUCUAUAUGAUAUCGUUUAAGUAUUAACAGAUGUUCCUGCAAAACACAGAAUUUAUACAAACUAUUUUUUCUCUGAUAAAAUAGAUAAAAAGCAAAUAAAACAAAUGAUAGAUAAAUUAGUAUGCGGGUACGUAUACUCCUUGAUUUGAAAGUAAUGAUAAAAGUGAAUUUAUUCGAUAAUAAAAAUUUUAUAUAGAUAUGAAAAACAAAAGUAAUAAAAAUAUAAUUAAUAAAAAUAUCGAUAAUAAAGAUAAUAUAAAUAUAAAUAUAUAUUACAAUACAGCAAACUUAUAAGAUUUACAUUGAUUUGGAUUAUUUGAAAAAAUACUAUAUUCGAUAUAGACAAUCUUUUUUUAUAUAAUUUAUUCUUCCGUAUUAGAAUUUGAAUUGACGUUAACCAUUUCAAUAACUUAAAAUCUUUGAUUGCCUAGAAUAUUGAAAGUACAACAAUUAUUUGUAUAUUAAUGAUAAUAAUAUUGAUAAAAAAAUAGAGAAUAUAAAAAAUAGAAACUAGUUAUGAAUACUUGUGAUCCUUGAUUUACAUUAUCGUUAUUAGGUCAAUAAGAUAUGUGCACAUAGUAAACCAGUGUAAUGUUAUAAAAAAAAUUCUUUGGUUCUAAUCCCCACUGUGAUAAGUUCACUUUCACAGAAUGAUUUAAAAACGAUAGCGGAGAUCUUGGUGAUAUCCACAAUAUUUAUAGGCUCCUUCGUCAUAUUUUUGUCUUCAGUCUGCCGUUUUGUCCGCCGAAGUAAACUACUAAAUUAGAAUAUAUGGAAAACUAUACUAAUAAAUAUCAUAUUCUAAAUUAAUUGAUUUAUUGUUGAGGGUAAAGAAUGUCUUGAUACAUCGAUAAAUAGUGAAAAUUGUGAGUCUUUUCUAAAGAAAACCUUUUGGAAAUGCAAUGUUGUGUUAUAAUUUUUAAGAAAUCGUUAUAACAAAAAGCCAACGUAUUACUGGUGAGUAUUCUAUUUCAAAAGGAAAAGCACAUAGUAUAAUCUAUUAUACUAAAUAACAUCGAUUGUCAUUUUAACUAUAAAAAAAAAUCACACAAAAUUAUUGACGUCCUGAAAUUAAAUGCCGUUUACGAGCUCUAACUUCGAACUUACAAACUAGAUACCAUGAAAUUCAAAUAUUUAUGCAUAUUCCAUUCUAAAUUUUAUUUUAUUUCUCUUCUGCACGUUUUCGCUCAUACAAUCUGAAAAAUAUCCUUAUAGUUAUAUUUUUUUGAUUUUUUCCAAAUUCAUUACAAAUAUAUCGAAUAAAUUCAUCAAGAAAAAUUAUACGUUUGAAUGCGCCUAUAAUGAAAAAAAAAAGAAACAUUUUUUAAACAAUUACAAAAAAUUACAAAAACAAGUACAAAAAUUGUUAAAAUAUAUGGAAAUGUUUUAUACAAAUAAAGAAUGUUUUAUAUUUGCUUAGCGUUUGCAAUAUAUCAAGUAAUAUAUCAAUGGGUGUUCGUUUUUCUUUUUGUUUUCAAAUUCCCAAUAGAAUUUGCAACAAAGAAUCUAGCUGAUUUCAUUUUGUUAGCAUAUUUUACGCCAAUUACAUUUACUACAUAUAAAGAAUAAAUUUAAUUACGUGUAGACAUAGUCAACAUAUUGAACAAAAGGUCCGUGAAAUUUAUAGAAUAUUUUAUUGGUGAUAUUAAUAAUCCUUCAUGGUAUAAUCAAUAUUAAAAUACUCUGCAAUAUACAAUAAGAUAUAUUCUAUAUUCUCAUGUAAUUUCACUUCUCAAUAUUUUCUCAAUUAAAACCAUUUAACAAUUAUUUUUGUUAAAUGAUUUUAAUAUUUCUGCCUUGGUUUUUAUAUAAAGUUUAUACGUAUUAUACAAACUUAUAUAUACCGAAAUAUGUCGUUUUGAUCAUAAAAUAAUAGAUAAACAUUUUAUUUCAUUAGGAUUUUGGAAGUUUUUCAUAAAAUUUUCAUAUAAUUUAAAGUAUAUUUUUAGAAAACACGAUAUAUUUCAAAACUUGACGUAAUAUUCUUAGGUUUGGUUCUUUUGAUAAGAAAAUUAAAAAUAUUAAUGACAAACAGACAAAUUUCUUUGGAUAUCAUAAAUGUAAAAGAAGAUCAUUCAUGGGAAAUAGCAAAACACAUUACAAAUGAGGAAUUGAAAGAACAGGCAUAGAAAAACCAUUUGGUUAGAUUGAGAAAGUUAGAUAUACCGAAGGUAGAUUUUACAAGUACUUGGAAUUAUUUUAAAUUUAAUAAUAUUUAGAUUUAAAAUUUAAAGACUUAGAAAAAAUUAAAAAUAUAGAGUCUUCUUAAUUUAGUUAGCUGAUGAACUUCUCAAUAAAUAAAAAGCUUUAAUAAGACGAUUCUUAAAUGAAACAGAACUAAUGCUUUCUGUAGAUUAGCAACGAAACAUAAAGAUACGUAUUUCGCUAGAACGAAAACGAUAUCAAAUAGAUUAUUGCACAAAAUAAUAUGACCAUAGAAUAAUUUUCGCGUUAAUGAUAUACAUAAAAAAAUUCCUAUUUUCAUACUAAAGAAAACUGUAUCUCUAGUUAUUUUGAAAAUUCAUACAUGCAUUUACAAUUAUCAAUUGUCGAAUAAAUAAGACGGAAAAAUAUACAAAAAUGAAUAUAUCUUCUGAAUGGUUUCAUCUUUUUAUUAACAUUUCGAUCCUCCAAUAAAAAUAAGUAUAUGUAAGACAAUAGAUCUGAUAAUGUUAAUACAUCAGUCCACAGUCUUAAGUACUAAUUUACUAAUCCUAUAAGUAACUUAACUUUCUUUCUGAUUCUUAUCCCUCUAACUUUUACAAAACAAUUUAAAAUUUAUCAAUUAACGUGAUUUUCUUUCUAACUCUUACAAAAGAAUGACUUAUCUUAAUGUUCCUUUGAAAUCUUACAAAAUAAUGCGACAUGAUAAUCUAAUGACAUAGUACACACAUCAUUUAAAUAUUUCCAUCAGUUAAUAAUCAACAUAUGUAAUACAUCAUUCCAGUUAGUGAUUACAAAGCAAUAAUUAUUAUUUCUAAUUUAUAAAUUUUAAAAAAUAAUCAUAUUUUUCGGUUUUAUUUUAUUACUUGCAAAUAAUGAUAAAAGGUAUAGCUUCAUUACCAGAUACCUACUGAGUAAUGUAACAUUUACAUUUUAUUUAUUUGAUUAAAUCAGACAAUGAUAUCUGUUUAUGACUGAUACAAAAUUUAAUCCUUUGAAUUUUUAAAAUCCGGAGAAAUCAAAAUUAAAAAAACGACGCAUAUUACUUUGAACGUUUUGGACAACGUGAAAAGUAAAAUGCGUAUAAAAAAAAAAUAGUAUUUCACUUAGAAAAUAUUACUUGAUACCUUAAAUCCACAAGUUUCAUAAUUUUUCCAAUUUCUGUGUUUCAAAUUUUAUUUUGUCGACUGGUUACAGAUCCAUUACAGUAUCCUACGAAGAGUACAGUUACUAUCGAAAAAAAAAAAAAAAAACAAAGCAAUGAGAACGACGUCAUUAAAUAUAUUAACAAAAUGUUAACUCAAAUAUUCAAAUAAUGUUAAAAAAUGAUCAAAUAUAAUCGAGAACAAAAAUAAUUCGAAAAACCAAUAAAAUUAUUGAUUAAGGUAAAAAUCCUGUUUGUGAGAUUACUCCAGUUUCGAAUUGAUAUAAGUGAAAAACGACAAACCAUUAAAAGGUGUAUAAAGCUUUAUUACAAGUUAUUGACUCAGAAGAAUUACUGCAUCUCUGUUUUCCUACAAUUGAAGAAAAAACAAGCUUACUAAAAGUCAAGAUUAAUGAUGACGAACCUUGCGGCAACUGCAGCAUCCGCGAUACAAACGAAUAUAUUAGAGCUCGGUAUUGGAAAACUGAGUUUCAUACCGAUUAUAAUAUCUGCCUUAACUUACUUCAAUUAUUAUCUAAUGGAUCCCGAAAAUCAACCACGAGUCACAAAAAAUCUAUUAAAGGAAUACGAUUUCGUAGUGGUCGGUGGUGGUUCAGCUGGUAGCGUUGUUGUUAACAGAUUAACAGAGAAUCCAGAAUGGAGUGUACUUCUUUUAGAAGCGGGAGGUCACGAAACCGAGAUUACGGACGUACCGAUUUUGUCUCUCUAUUUACACAAAAGCAAAUUGGAUUGGAAGUAUAGAGCUCAACCACAAGAUAGUGCUUGCCAAGCGAUGAAUGAUCAACGUAGUUGUUGGACCCGAGGGAAGGUAUUAGGAGGUUCAAGCGUACUUAAUACCAUGUUGUAUAUUCGAGGAAAUCGUCGUGACUUUGAUCAAUGGGAAAGCUUUGGUAAUCCUGGUUGGGGAUACGACGAUGUACUCCCAUAUUUUAAAAAGUCACAGGACCAAAGAAACCCAUAUUUAGCGCGGAACACCAAAUACCAUAGCACAGGCGGUUAUUUAACUAUUCAAGACUCUCCUUAUAAUACGCCUCUGGGUCCAGCCUAUCUUCAAGCUGCAGAAGAAAUGGGUUAUAACAUCGUGGAUGUAAAUGGCCAACAACAAACAGGCUUCGCAUUCUUUCAAUAUACAAUGCGCAGGGGCGCUAGGUGUAGUGCAGCCAAGGCAUUCGUACGUCCCAUCAAAUUUCGAAAGAAUUUUCAUCUAUCGUUAUGGAGCCAUGUUACGCGUAUUCUCAUAGAUCCAAGUACCAAAAGAGCAUACGGUGUAGAAUUUAUUAGGAAUGGUCGUGUUGAGACGGUAUUUGCGAAGAAAGAAGUUAUACUUUCGGCAGGUGCUAUAAACACUCCUCAAUUAUUGAUGCUGUCUGGAAUCGGUGCUAAGAAUCACCUCGAAGAUCUCGGUAUUCCAGUGAUUCAAGAUUCACCUGGCGUUGGUCAGAAUCUUCAAGAUCAUAUAGCCGUUGGUGGUCUAACAUUCCUCAUCGAUCACAAGAUCACUUUGGUAUUAACUCGUUUGCUAAACAUAAACGCAGCAUUGAAAUAUGCAGUUACUGAGAACGGCCCUCUAACUUCGAGUAUUGGUCUCGAAGUAGUGGGAUUUAUAUCCACCAAAUAUGCUAAUCAGACGGAUGAUUGGCCUGAUAUAGAAUUCCUAAUUACCUCCGCCACUAUAAAUAACUCAGGUAAAUUAUCAAAAAAUUCUUUUUGCUUAAAGGACAAUUUUUACGAUGAAGCCUAUGGAGAGAUUACUAAUCGUGAAAGUUUUCAUAUCAUUCCUAUGAUUCUAAGACCUAAAUCUUUAGGUUAUAUACAUUUAAAGUCAAAAGAUCCACACGAUUAUCCGUUGAUAUAUCAUAACUAUCUAACGGAUCGUAAUGAUGUGAAUGUUUUGCGAGAAGGAGUCAAAGCAGCAAUUGCAUUUACUGAAACGAGUAGCCUAAAAAGAUUAGGAACAAGAUUUCACAGUAAGCCAUUGCCAAAUUGUAAACAUCUUCCAAUGUUCACGGAUGAAUAUUGGGAAUGUGCAAUUCGCCAAUUCACAAUGACAAUUUAUCACAUGAGCUGUACUGCGAAAAUGGGUCCACGAUCCGAUCCAAUGGCGGUCGUAGAUCCCUCUUUAAAAGUAUAUGGAGUAGAAGGACUUCGAGUGAUCGAUGCUUCGAUCAUGCCUACGAUCACUAGUGGAAAUAUCAAUGCACCUGUGAUAAUGAUUGGUGAAAAAGGUUCGGAUCUCAUAAAGAAGGAUUGGAUGUCUAGACGAAAGAGAAGCAAUGAGACUAUCUCAGGUUCUUUCAAUCAAUAUUAGAUAUUUUGGAUAGUUCAUCGAAUGAAAGUAAAUUAAAUAUUUUUAUUAUUGCGUCAUAUAAAAUAAUUACGAGAAUAGGUAGAAAGCUUUAAUGAGUUGCUUUUUAAGGCUUAUGUUUCCUAUUUGUUUUUCUGUUGUAAGAAUGAUCUUUUAUAGAAUUAAUAUGUGCUUAAUCAAAAUCUAGUUAUAUCAUUUAUCUAUCAUAACCAAAUUAACUGUAAAUUGUUAGAGAUGAUUUAUAUUUUUAAAAACUCCAUAAUCGAAUUUGUUUACAUGUUAUCCAUUUGGAGUUAACAUUCAUUACAUCUUGGGAUUUUACAACGAAAAACUGUAGUUGGUCCUCUUACUUUUUUUUUCUUUUUUCUUGUUUUGUAAUUUUUUACCUAUAGAAUGUAAGAUAGCAUGUUCUUCCUUUUACAUCCUUAUCAUUCUUGACAUAAACAAGAAGCAAUUUCUGUUUUAUAAUCUUGGUGACUAUACAUUAUAUAAUAGCCAAUCUCUCCUUAUAUAAAUGCCAAGCAUGUAUUAUUUUUAAAUUCAAUAAUAGAUGCCAAUAUCAAUGAUAUCAUCUUUUUGAAUGAAUUUUUAUCCGGUACAAUGCAAUUAAUCAGUCGACUAAGUUUACCUCACCCGUGAAUUUAUUCUAUAACGCUACUAUAUUUGGGCUUUCAAGAUCAAUACUUUUCUAAGUCUUUUUGUCCCAUCUCUUCAAUGUACUUGUUAGCUGUGCUCCAUAAUAUAUAUUUAUUACAGUCACACCAUCUAUAUUUAUGCAGUAUUCUUUUUAACUGUUUUUUUUUUCGCUAUUUCAUCAGAA
This is a messenger RNA of Vespa velutina, 7027 nucleotides long. RefSeq names its product glucose dehydrogenase [FAD, quinone]-like. NCBI's taxonomy places the organism in Eukaryota, Metazoa, Arthropoda, Insecta, Hymenoptera, Vespidae. The record is from RefSeq and is a predicted model, not a curated record. The transcript is spliced from 3 exons. The coding region runs from base 4294 to 6210 and encodes 638 amino acids. Gene Ontology annotation, molecular function: flavin adenine dinucleotide binding; oxidoreductase activity, acting on CH-OH group of donors.